AUGGAAUCCCUGCCCAAGGAGUUAUCACUUGUUGAAAUAAGAAAGUUCAUGAUACAGAAUAACUGCAAAGUGACCAACCAUGCGCUGGUGAAGCAUUUCCGUAGCUUUUUGACGAACAAAGAUACACAAGAUGAAGCCAGAAAGCUGUUCAAAAUAUACGUCAACGAGCUUGCCUCAAUCAAGCACGAAGGCAACGAGAAAUAUCUCGUUCUUCGUCGCAAGUUCUACGAUGGAAUACCCUUGGAAGAACCUGAACCUGUCGUUUCAUCACAACCCAUGAGUCCGGCUUCGCGCCCUUAUGCCUUUAUGCAGCCUGAUGGUGAAACAUCGCCAAUGCGUCAACCUCCACCAUACAGACCUCCUCCGGUGGUGUCACCGGAUGCGAUUUCCUAUCACAGUAGCCCGCGCGGAAGUGUUGCCUUGAAUCGUCGAAACAGUUCCGAUAUCGUUCGCAGUGGUUCAGAAAUAAGUUUCGGUGGUGAAUUUGCGAUAAUGGACACACGGAAAGUGAAUCCGUUGCUUUCGCGAAGUAACAGCAACGACACGCGCCAAGUGGCCGAUACCGUUCGCAAGCUAAGUGUCGAUGCGUUCUCGUGCGAUGAUGGAAUUCCUCCUGCCAUUCCGCCGAGAAAGCGAGUUAGUGAAUCUGGAGGUAGCAUUUUAUCAAGUUCACGUCAAAAUUCUAUCGAAGAGUCGCCUGCUUUGGUCAGCGAUCAUACGAACGAUAAUAAGGAAAAUAUGGCGACAACGGAGGCCAACGAGACGGGGCCGAUCAUUUCAGAAGAAAACAAAUUAAGUGUUAAAGAAAAAAUGUUAAAAUUCAACCGGUUCGCAUCAGAAGAAGAAGCCAAAAUACCAUCACCUAUUGGAAAAAAGAAGCCUGAUAAGAGCGCCGAAGAAACGAUCAACGCCGAAAAUUUGCUUCAGCAUCCAAAUGCCAAGGAAUGGUUAAUAGCAGCCGCAAAAUGCGACUAUCAACUGCUGGCGAAGCUGUCUACCGAGCAUCCCAAACUGGUGACAUUGCAGGAUGCAUACACGUAUACGGCACUGCAUUGGGCAGCAAAGCACGGAAACGAGGACGUAGUAAAACUGGUGGCCGGUAAAUUGAAAGCAGAUGUCAACGCGCGAACGAACGGGGGCUACACGGCGCUGCACAUUGCCACACAGUUCGGGCGGAAUGACAUUUUUGAACUUUUAUGCAACGUUUACAAAGCCGAUCGUGACCUGCUCGAUUGGAGCGGCAAAAAGGCGCUGGAAUACCAGAAGCAGAUGACGAGCGUAUCCGCCUCGACGUACAGCAAAAUCAAGGCACGGAAAAAGCACUCAGAAAAAGACUCCGGCUUCCUGAGGAUUGGCUCGCUGAACGUGCGGGUGAAGAAAACCACCGAAGCCUUCAGCAACUUUUUGGGAGUCGGCACCAACCAGACGCGCUUGCCCCCAACCGUGAUUAGAAACAGCGCUCCACCCGAUGCGGCGACGCUUUUCAUCGACAAACUGCACAAAUCCUGGGGCUCGGCAGACAACAUUCAGCCAGAGGAUUCGGCCAUGCCACCACCAAAGUUUGGUGCGGUGAAGAAACGACGUCAAAAGCGUGACAUCGAGUUCGAUCCUAACAGCGAUCACUUCAGCCAGAGCGUACCAACGACACCGAGUCAGGUGCGAGCACCGGUGGGACCGUUGUCGGAAAAUCCUGAUGGUGAAUCGAUGGGUGAUUCCGAUUCCGACACGGCUUGCGGGUUCGAUUCCAACUGGCGACCGACGUACAUUUAAGCGCUUCGAUGCACUUCCCGCUCACGCGUACAUUAACGAUGAAAUGUAUGCGUGCGUGCGUGUGAAGGGUGAAUUUUUCAUCUGCACUACGCUCUGCUUACAGAUAGCUUUUUUUGUAUGUG
Messenger RNA from Anopheles nili, 1892 nucleotides. RefSeq names its product ankyrin repeat domain-containing protein SOWAHB (gene sowah). Lineage: Eukaryota; Metazoa; Arthropoda; Insecta; Diptera; Culicidae. The record is from RefSeq and is a predicted model, not a curated record. The transcript is spliced from 12 exons. Bases 1 to 1770 code for a protein of 589 amino acids. Gene Ontology annotation, molecular function: protein binding.